Amaranthus tricolor (Joseph's coat) is the source of this 1911-nucleotide messenger RNA. Its product is annotated as probable sesquiterpene synthase. NCBI's taxonomy places the organism in Eukaryota, Viridiplantae, Streptophyta, Magnoliopsida, Caryophyllales, Amaranthaceae. Bases 655 to 1761 code for a protein of 368 amino acids. The record is from RefSeq and is a predicted model, not a curated record. Gene Ontology annotation, molecular function: terpene synthase activity; magnesium ion binding. The transcript has 7 exons.
CAAGUUCAUAAAAUUCCCAUAUCACUUGAAAAAUAUGUGGAAAUUUUAACCAACUUAACCAAAAAUUAGUCUUGAUCAUAUUCAAAUUCAUCCAAUUCAAACAUAAAAUUGGAUGCAAUUGGUGCAGAUAAUUAGAUCGUUGAGCUUUAAAGUUUGAAUCAUAUCUCCUUAGGAGAAUCCGCUUAUACUUCUAAGAUGUAAUUGGCAACGAAACAUAGAAAGGAAGAAGAAAUAGAGCAGCUGAAGGAAGAAGUGCGUAAGGAAUUAUUGGGAAGUGGAGAUAAAGAAUCAUUAGAGCAGCUUCAAUUAAUCGAUGCCAUUCAGCGUCUUGGGGUUGACUAUCACUUUAAAAACGAGAUUGAAGAUGUUUUAACCCAAAUCUACGAAAGCUAUCAUAUACAAUCUAACAAAGAUAAUCUCUACCAUCUUUCCACCCGGUUUCGAAUCCUUAGGCAACAUGGUUUCAAUGUUUCUAGCGAUGUUUUCAAGAAAUAUAAGGAUGACAAAGGAGGCUUUAAAUGCUCCAUACUCAAUGAAGGUGUUGAAGGUAUCCUAAGUUUGUACGAGGCGUCGCAUGUUCGAACCCACGGAGAUGAUAUUUUAGAUGAAGUUUGUGUGUUUACAACAAAUUAUCUAAAUUCAGUCAUUAAUAAUAUGAAUUCAUCAUUGGGUGAAGAAGUAAGACAUGCUCUUCAUCAGCCUCUUCACAAAGGUUUUAUGAGACUUGAAUCAAAGCAUUACAUCUCAUUCUAUCAACAACAUGCUUCUCACAAUACAACCCUCUUGAAAUUCGCUAAAUUAGAUUUCAAUUUACUUCAAUCAUUUCAUCAAAAGGAAUUGCGAGAUAUUUCUGGGUGGUGGGAAGAAUUGCAUUCGAAGGUGCCAUUCGCGAGAGACAGAUUGGUAGAAGCAUACUUUUGGAUUUUGGGGAUAUAUUAUGAACAUGAAUAUCUUCGUGCGAGGCAGCUUCUUGUCAAAUUAUUUAUGAUUGUUGAAAUAUUUGAUGACAUCUUUGAUGCAUACGGCUCCUUUGAAAUCCUCCAACUUUUUGCUGAAGCGGUUAAUAGGUGGGAUUAUAAGUACAUAGCUAAACUACCACAAUAUUUCAACACUUGUUGUCAAGUACUUUUUGAGACCCUGGAUACAUAUGAGCAAGAACUAGCACAAGAGGGAAGAGCAUAUGGUGUACAUCACUAUAGACAACAGUUUAACCGUGGUUGCCAAGCAUGGCUUCGAGAAGCAAAAUGGAAGAAAGAAAAAUACACUCCAACAUUUGAGGAAUACAUGAAAACAUCAAUUAUAUCGAUUGGGCAAUUACAAGGAAUAGUUGGGUCGUAUCUUGGCAUGGGAAGCAUUGCAAAUAAAGAAAGUUUUGAUUGGGUGUGUCAACAUCCUAUGCCUAAAUUUGUUGAAGCAUGUUUGGUAAUCAUUAGGCUCUUGAAUGAUGUAGGAAGCACCCAGUUUGAGCAAACAAGUAGAGAGCAUGUGGUAUCUUCGGUGCAAAGCUAUAUGAAGGAAAAAGGAGUAUCAAAUGAAAAUGAAGUUUAUGAAAUUUUAGAGAAAAAAGUGGAGGAUGCAUGGAAACAUCUAAAUCAUGGAAUUUUCCGACCAUUUGUCAUCCCAAAACCUUUAUUGGAUCGUAUUUUAAACCUUGCUCGUGCACCUGAAAUCUUCUAUAAGGGAAGAACCGAUGGUUACACUAUUGUUAACCAGGUCAUUAGAGAUAAAAUUACGGCUUGUAUUUUUGAUCCUGUCGAUUAGGCCUAUUAAAAACAAAUACAAAAUACAAAAUAAGAGAGAUAUAGAAAAUACUGGGUGAUUACUAUAAAUUGUAUAAUAGAAGUACUAUUACUAUAUUUCCUACUUGUAAUAAUAUGAAAGGGCCACAAGUGUUGUUUUAAAUCAAGAGGA